AUGGCGCGGCAUAAACGCUCACACUCGGUUACUUCGUCAGAUUCAUCAGUAUCAUCACGCAGCUUACAUACAGUAUCAUCGGCAGGCAUUGUCACUCCAAAGAGGGCCUCAAAUAAGGUCACAAGGUUAAAGAAAAAGCGCCGCUUAUCAGAUGGUGACGAGAAAAGUGCUUCUAGGAACAAAGAGUCUGAUAUCGAUCCUCAUGAAGAGUUUCUCGCCGCUGCGCGCUGCAUCGCGCGUUGUAUUGAUUUGUUUUGCAAGACCAAACAACUCAUCAAUGUAGGUUUAGCUCUGCAGCAGCACGAUGCUGCAGAGAACGGAGAAUUAUCAGAAGACGAAGAUGCUCGGGUUUGUCAUGACAAGCGACUCUCAAAGAUGUCAUCUAAGGUUCAAGAGCGAUAUAAAAGGAACUUCGCUCGGCUGCUUCAACUCACUCCAGGCUUAAAACCUCUACUUGGUGACCCUCGCAAAGCCUCAGAACUCAACACUAUCAUCAAGAAGAUGGAUGCUACUAUCUCGGCUACUCGCUCUGACGAUGCAUCACGCCUGAAGAGCCAAAUCGAUCAUUACGCGGCCUUCAACACCAAGGAUCAUCCAAUCCAUCCAGCUAUCUAUGACGGAAGCGGUUCACGCACCCACAUGGGUAUCAACCAUCCGGUCCUAGCGCGCUUUCUUUGUCCAGUCAGGGAACUGAAGAGAUUUUCAGAGGAUGCUGACAAGGCACUUAAUGAUAUACAGUGCAGCAAGGUUAGCUUAACCGCAUCUACACUUCCGGCAUUUCUAUGGGCCGGAGACCCACCAGGUAAAGACUACGAUGACGACAACAUGUUCGAAGGCAUGUUUGAUGGCUACUUAUUGGAGCGGACUAUGCGGCACAUUUUUACAAGUCCCUCGAGCGCAUAUGGAGGGGAGAUGCGCGCGACAUGCACCUGCAAUGCCGCUUUACACAACAUGACCACGGUAGAAGCGGCACAUAUUGCCUAUGGUUGCUUACAGGUUCGUUUCGGUAUCAGCGCCAAGAAUUCCUGGUCCGAAAUCAACGGUGCCUUCAGCUACCAGGAAUUCUACAACAAUAUCAUCAAGUUGAUUGAAGAUUCACCUGAUCCAGAGUGGAAAGAAGACCUCCUCAAGGCUUGGAAUGUGAAAAUAUUCAAGAAUGAGGAGGGUUGUGACAGCAACAGUACUAUGGAUGACAAUAAAACCCCCAGCUCUCGCGAAGGCAGUGAUAACGACUUGGCAAGAGUCCGUGCUCAAAUGGCAGCAUGUCGUGCAGCAAAGGCGGCUCCAGCACGUCCUCCUUCUCCCCCACCUUCCAUUUCACCACCUCCCCCUCCUCGCGAGUCAACGCCAGCUUGUCCCUCCGAGCCAACGUCUUCUCAUGAACCAACUCCAGUGCCGCCUGCUACUCCCAGGCCAGUUCCUACUCGCAAGCCAGUUCCUGCUCCCAGACGAGUUUCUCCUCGCAAGCUUCCAGCUCCAUCUGCACCAGCACCUGCACGUGCUGAGUCGCCCUCCUCCAGUGAUCUAACAGGGUCCUCGGAGUCAGACGAGGAGUCUGAACCCGUCCAGAUCAAACGUAAAUGCAAGGCUAAGAAGGGGAGCACCAAAGUCUCUAAACCAAAGCGUGGCAAGGCUGCCCCAUCUGCAGAAGCCAAGCCACGGAGAAGUUCAAGGAAGUAG
Molecule: messenger RNA, 1680 nt
Organism: Suillus paluster
Lineage: Eukaryota; Fungi; Basidiomycota; Agaricomycetes; Boletales; Suillaceae
Exons: 8
Coding region: 1-1680 (559 amino acids)
Source: RefSeq, a predicted model, not a curated record